This is a messenger RNA of Harmonia axyridis, 2134 nucleotides long. RefSeq names its product vacuolar fusion protein CCZ1 homolog (gene Ccz1). Gene Ontology annotation, cellular component: intracellular membrane-bounded organelle; Mon1-Ccz1 complex. Lineage: Eukaryota; Metazoa; Arthropoda; Insecta; Coleoptera; Coccinellidae. The transcript is spliced from 8 exons. The record is from RefSeq and is a predicted model, not a curated record. Gene Ontology annotation, biological process: vesicle-mediated transport. Bases 132 to 1529 code for a protein of 465 amino acids.
CAAUUUGAUAGGAGUCAAACAAAAUGUUAACCUAACUUAUGAAUCAGAUAUGUGGUAAUUUUAAUUACCAGGAAAUAAUGUAAAUAAAAAAAUUGAAUUUAAGAAUAUCAUCUUAAUGUAAUUUGUCCAAAAUGGGUGCUAAGACUGAAACUAGUUUAAAGAAUUUUUUCGUUUUCAAUCCAACUUUUGGAAUCAAAGAAGGGGAGGAGUUGAAUAAAAUUUUUUACUAUCAUCCAGUCACUGAUCAUUGUGAGGUACAGAUUAAAAAUGUAGGAUUGGUUGAAGGAAUACUUAAUUUCACAGGGACUUUUAAGGUGAAUUCUGAUAUAACAAGCUUGCACACUCAAAAAACAAGGCAGUUAAUUCUAGAAGUCGAAAAAGAUUUUUGGAUGGUUAUGAUUCUAGAGAUACCUACCUUAACCAAAAUGAAAGAUGGAGCUAUGAUAUGUGAAUAUUUAGAGGAGGAAAUUCAGGAUAAAGUUUAUGAAUCUGUUUUGAGGCAUGCAUAUGCAAUGUAUAGAUUAUUCUGGAAUACGUUUCAAUCCACGUUACAAAAGGAUGGUGUUGAAGUUCUAAAGACAAGAUUAGCAAAUUUUUAUUCAGCGUAUUUCAAAAAUAUGAAACUGGCUCAUGCAGAUAUAUUAAAUAUUUUUUGUGGUAUUCAAUAUCUACCGCUAGAUAAAUUGACCUUCCUAAAGGUGCAAUGUUUAAUAAGCGCAUUAGAAUGUGAUUUUCCAAUUGUUGAGUAUUCAGCAUUUCUGUACAAUGAUCAUUUGAUUUGGAGUGGCCUGGAACCAAGUGAUAUGCAAACCCUCUAUCAAUAUUUAAUACGUACAUUAUUACCAGCUAGUGUAGAAGUGGAACUUCAAGGUGGUUCUAUGCCAAGAAACUCAAAUUCUCCAUUUUCUGUAUUACGACAUGGAAGGUUUGUCACAGGCCCAACAAAUUUAAAGAAUGCAAAAACUACAGGGAAGAUUCCGAAAAUAUAUACCUUCUCUGGAUCAUUAGGUGUAUUUAAUUUGGUUGUUUAUAGAGCAUUGAGUGCAUCUUUGUGUCUUUUUAUCAGGGAAAAUAAAGAGCUAACUUUAGAGUUCUUCCAGAACUUCGAUAGUUAUAUCAGUUCAAAACUGACAUCUCUGGUAUCGGAAAUAGCCGAAUACUGUUCCAAGCAGGUUUCAACCCCAUCCAAUGUUCCUGAUAAUACCCCAAAGUUCAUAUACUUCAACAAAUUCAAUUUAGCCUAUAAAAGUACUGUUCAUCUGGACAAUAAACAAUCUGGAAAUGUAUCAAUUAGUGAAGAGCAGCUAAAGAUAAUAGCAGAUAUGAAGAGUUACCAUGAACCUACUGAGGAUUCUACAGAGACUGUGAUAAAAACCUUGAAUGAUUAUUGGGUAGUUGCAAAAACAUCAAAUCAUAGAGAGUUUUAUGUUGUAGAACAACAGAAGAACGCACACCUUAUUGAUAUAAGUAAUGAUAUUAAAAGUUUAUGUCAGUCAGAACUGAAAGGGAUAUUCUUUCAACCCCUUUGACCCUUGAGUGAAUGGAAAAAAAUUAUAUAGAUAUUCAAUUAUAUGUAAAUGAGAAAACGAAUACUAAAGAAAUAAUUAUAUUUAAUAACUAAAAUGGUAAUAUCAUUUACAAUAAAUAACAUAAGUAGAAGAAGUGACCCGAAUUUGUCAUCAGUACAUAUUCCUAAUCUAGGAUAAAUAUAUAACAAAACCACUGGCUGCUGGUAACUUUUGAUAAUUCAGGGUAUGAAUACCAAUUCGUAAUUGGAUUGCCUGAAUAAAAUUUCCAGUUCUGAAUCCAAACCGAUUUUCUCCACCCUGAGUACUCUUGAGUUGAUACUAUUGGGUUCUUUUCUUACAACAGCAAGUCCACAAACUCUCAUAAGAUAUUGUUCGCUCUCUGUUGAACAUCGGCCUGGAGUGGUUAACCAUACAUGACAGAUAACAUCAACAUGGAUGUAUUUCUGGAUUGCAAAUUUGCCAUCUUUUGUUGGUAUCUGGAACAAAUUGAAAGUAAAUUACACUCAGAUGAAGACAAUUUCAUGCUAAUUGGUUUUCUUGUGAUGAUUUAAUACUAUUUAAUGUGAAUAUUUCUUAAUAUAAUAUUUAAAAAAAGUUGAAACCUA